Messenger RNA from Larimichthys crocea (large yellow croaker), 835 nucleotides. It is a transcript of the gene mrpl22, whose product is annotated as mitochondrial ribosomal protein L22. Gene Ontology annotation, molecular function: structural constituent of ribosome. Gene Ontology annotation, biological process: translation. The record is from RefSeq and is a predicted model, not a curated record. Bases 132 to 758 code for a protein of 208 amino acids. The transcript has 7 exons. NCBI's taxonomy places the organism in Eukaryota, Metazoa, Chordata, Actinopteri, Sciaenidae. Gene Ontology annotation, cellular component: ribosome; mitochondrial large ribosomal subunit.
UAGACGCUGACACACUAUAUCCUCGCUAAACGCGUUAAAAUAGUAGGUGCAGACGGCGAAUGACGAAGCUGUUUUCUAUACCGACGCUGUAAACACUCACUGCCGUAAAGCGAACACGCUUGUGUUACAGCAUGGCGGCUGCAAUGACAGGACGCGGUGUCGCUUUCAUCAGGAAUAUAUCCGGGCUGCUGCAUUCAAGGUUACAGGUUCUGGCUGGUGGACCUCAGCAGCUCUCAUGUCUCCACACCAGCUCCUCACUGGAGGCAAAGACCUGGGAGAGGAGGAACCGGAAGAUGUAUCCGCCUCAGCUACCAGAUGAGCCCCGCAGACCAGCGGAGAUCCACCACAGCAGGAGGCAGAUUAAAUACAGCAAGGACAAGAUGUGGUACCUGGCCAAAAUGAUCCGAGGGAUGAGCAUCGACCAGGCUAUCGCACAGCUGGAGUUCAACGACAAGAAAGGGGCGAAGAUCAUGAAAGAGGUCCUUCUUGAAGCUCAGGAGAUGGCGGUGAAAAAUCACAAUGUAGAGUACAAAUCCAACCUGUAUGUUGCUGAGUCCAAUUCCAGCAAAGGGAAGUACCUGAAGCGGAUCCGUUACCACGGCCGCGGGAUGUUUGGCAUCAUGGACAAAGUCUACUGUCACUACUUUGUGAAGCUGGUGGAGGGAUCGCCACCCAAAACAGAGAAGAAGACGAGCUUUGACCAGGCCAAAGAGUACGUCCAGAACCUCAAGAACCGAACCAUCAUCCACAGCCUAUAGACCUUCUGAUUGGAUAAUAUUCUACAUGUAUGUCUGUGUGUGUGUGUCAUUUGUAAAUAAAUACAUUGAUAAUGAAA